AUGGGUUAUGGCUCCCACAGCGUGAACAAAAACAAGUCCAAGCCAGAUACAAAGACUCGAUUCUUAACUUCUAGCAAUAUUACAUGUAUUGCCAUAUGUGAGGUGAUCACAUCUCCGUUGAAGAAGAACAAUGCGAUAUGGGUAUGUCCUGAACCGGACAAUGUGUGCACACGAUUUUUCUUUGUGUACGAAGAUGGCCAAGUCGGAGAUUCAUCCAUUGACACACAGGACGGUAAAUUCUUGAAACAAAUUCAGGAAGCUUGUGGAUAUAAAGUGUGA
Molecule: messenger RNA, 279 nt
Organism: Ruditapes philippinarum (Manila clam)
Lineage: Eukaryota; Metazoa; Mollusca; Bivalvia; Venerida; Veneridae
Product: protein mono-ADP-ribosyltransferase PARP6-like
Exons: 1
Coding region: 1-279 (92 amino acids)
Biological process (GO): endoplasmic reticulum unfolded protein response
Cellular component (GO): endoplasmic reticulum tubular network; intracellular anatomical structure; membrane
Molecular function (GO): kinase binding; protein serine/threonine kinase activator activity; NAD+ poly-ADP-ribosyltransferase activity
Source: RefSeq, a predicted model, not a curated record